Antrostomus carolinensis (chuck-will's-widow) is the source of this 3435-nucleotide messenger RNA. Its product is annotated as acetyl-CoA carboxylase 2. Lineage: Eukaryota; Metazoa; Chordata; Aves; Caprimulgiformes; Caprimulgidae. The record is from RefSeq and is a predicted model, not a curated record. Gene Ontology annotation, molecular function: acetyl-CoA carboxylase activity; ATP binding. The transcript is spliced from 26 exons. Gene Ontology annotation, biological process: fatty acid biosynthetic process. Gene Ontology annotation, cellular component: mitochondrion. The annotation marks the transcript as partial.
CUGAACAGCCUGCAGCACCGGCAGCUCUCAGAUGGCACCUGCCUGGUGGAGUUCCAGUUCAUGCUGCCCUCCUCCCACCCAAACAGGAUGUCUGUCCCCAUCAGCAUUUCCAACCCAGACCUGGCCCGGCACAGCACCGAGCUCUUUAUGGACAGUGGCUUUUCUCCCCUGAGCCAGCGGCUGGGAGCCAUGGUGGCCUUCGACAGAUUCGAGGACUUCACAAGGAACUUUGAUGAAGUGAUCUCAUGCUUCACUGACCCGCCUUCGGAGAGCAUGCUCUUCAGCGAGGCACGAGCCACCAUCUACGAGGAGGAGGAUGCCAAGAACCUCCAUGAGGAGCCAAUCCACAUCCUCAACAUUGCACUCCGCUGGGCCGAACGGGUGGAGGAUGAGAAGCUGGUGCCCAUCUUCAGAGCCUUUGCCCAGUCCAAGAAAAACAUCCUUGUUGACUGUGGUCUCCGAAGAAUCACGUUUCUCAUUGCCCAGCAGAGAGAAUUCCCAAAGUUUUUCACCUUCAGAGCGAGGGAUGAGUUUGCAGAAGAUCGCAUCUACCGGCACCUGGAGCCAGCACUGGCCUUCCAGCUGGAGCUGAGCCGCAUGCGCAACUUCGACCUGACGGCCAUUCCCUGCGCCAGCCUGCACCUGUCCCUGGGGGCGGCCAGGGUGCAGGCGGGCACGGAGGCCACCGACUACCGCUUCUUCAUCCGCGCCAUCGUGCGCCACUCGGACCUCAUCACCAAGGAGGCUUCCUUCGAGUACCUGCAGAACGAGGGUGAGCGACUGCUCCUGGAGGCGCUGGAUGAGCUGGAGGUGGCCUUCAGCAACACCACUGUCCGCACCGACUGCAACCACAUCUUCCUCAACUUCGUCCCCACCGUUGUCAUGGAUCCCUCCAAGAUCGAGGAGUCGGUGCGGUCCAUGGUGAUGCGCUACGGCAGGCGCCUCUGGAAGCUGCGGGUCCUGCAGGCCGAGGUGAAGAUCAACAUCCGCCUGACUCCCACUGCCACCGCCAUCCCCAUCCGCCUCUUCCUCACCAACGAGUCCGGCUACUACCUGGACAUCAGCCUCUACAAGGAAGUGAGGGACCCCGGCACCGGCAGCAUCAUGUUUCAGUCGUAUGGGGACAAGCAAGGGCCACAGCACGGGAUGCUCAUCAACACUCCCUACGUCACCAAGGACCUACUUCAGGCCAAGCGGUUCCAGGCACAGUCCUUGGGCACCACCUACGUGUAUGAUUUCCCCGAGAUGAUCAGGCAGUCCUCGGAGCUGUACCCCAAGGACAUCCUGACCUACACUGAGCUGGUGCUGGACUCUCAGGGGCACCUGGUGCAGAUGAACAGGGUCCCUGGAGGGAACGAGGUGGGGAUGGUGGCUUUCAAAAUGAAGCUGAAGACCCCUGAGUAUCCAGAAGGCCGGGACAUUGUGCUCAUCUGCAAUGACAUCACGCACAAGAUCGGCUCCUUCGGGCCAGAGGAGGACCUGGUCUUCCUGCGGGCCUCGGAGCUGGCACGGGCUGAGGGCAUCCCCCGCAUCUACAUCGCCGCCAACAGCGGCGCCCGCAUCGGCUUUGCUGACGAGAUAAAGCACAUGUUCCAGGUGGCCUGGGUGGACCCUGAGGACCCCUACAAGGGGUUCAAGUACCUGUACCUGACUCCUCAGGACUACACGCGGAUCAGCACCAUGAACUCGGUGCACUGUGAGCAUGUGGAGGAAGGGGGAGAGUCCAGGUACGUCCUCCUGGACAUCAUUGGGAAGGACAAUGGAUUUGGAGUGGAAAACCUGAGAGCUGCUGGUACCAUCGCCGGGGAGUCCUCUCGUGCUUACGAUGAAAUAGUGACCAUCAGCAUGGUGACCUGUCGUGCCAUCGGGAUCGGCGCGUACCUGGUGAGGCUGGGCCAGCGUGUCAUCCAGGUAGAGAACUCCCACAUCAUCCUCACCGGCGUCACGGCUCUCAACAAGGUGCUGGGACGAGAAGUUUACACAUCCAAUAACCAGCUGGGAGGAGUGCAGAUCAUGCACAACAACGGCGUUUCCCAUGUCACCGUCCCAGAUGACUUUGAGGGGGUCUACACCAUCCUGCAGUGGCUCUCCUACAUACCCAAGGAUAACCAGAGCCCAGUGCCCAUCACUGCCAUAAGCGACCCCGUUGACAGAGAAAUCGAUUUUGUCCCUUCCAAAGUCCCCUAUGACCCCAGGUGGAUGCUGGCAGGGAGACCCCAUCCAACUCUCAAGGGGACCUGGCAGAGUGGCUUCUUCGACCAGGGCAGCUUCUUGGAGAUCAUGAGGCCAUGGGCUCAGACGGUCGUGGUUGGCAGAGCAAGGCUGGGAGGUCUCCCGGUGGGUGUCAUCGCUGUUGAGACCCGUGCCGUGGAGGUGACGAUACCUGCAGACCCUGCCAACCCAGACUCAGAGGCAAAGGUAAUCCAGCAGGCCGGGCAGGUCUGGUUCCCAGACUCUGCUUUUAAAACAGCCCAGGCUAUCCGGGACUUCAACCGCGAGCAUCUCCCGCUGAUUGUCUUCGCCAACUGGCGAGGCUUCUCCAGCGGCAUGAAAGACAUGUACGACCAAAUGCUGAAGUUCGGCGCCUUCAUUGUCGAUAGCCUCCGGGAUUUUAAGCAGCCUGUCUUGGUCUACAUCCCACCACACGCGGAGCUGCGAGGAGGCUCCUGGGUAGUCAUCGACUCCACCAUCAACCCUCUGUACGUGGAGCUCUACGCAGACAAGGAGAGCAGGGGAGGCAUUUUAGAGCCUGGAGGAACAGUGGAGAUCAAGUUCAGAAAGAAGGAUUUGGUGAAGACCAUGAGAAGGAUCGAUGCAGUCUAUGCCAAGCUCGUCGAGCAGCUGGGCACCCCCGAGCUGUCCGAGACACAGCGCAAGGACCUGGAGAAGCAGCUCAAGGCCCGGGAGGAGCUUCUCCUGCCCAUAUACUACCAGGUGGCCGUGCACUUCGCUGACCUGCACGACACCCCGGGCCGCAUGCAGGAGAAAGGUGUCAUCACGGACAUCCUGGAGUGGAAGAACGCCCGGUCCUUCCUCUACUGGCGGCUGCGCCGGCUGCUGCUGGAGGAGGAGGUGAAGGUGGAGGUCCUGAAGGCAAACAGCGAGCUGAGCCACAUCCACAUCCAGUCCAUGCUGCGCCGCUGGUUCAUGGAGACGGAAGGAGCUGCAAAGGGCUACCUCUGGGACAACAACCAGGUGGUGGUGGAGUGGCUGGAGAAGCACAUGAAAGAGGAUGACAGCACCCAGUCGGCCAUCCGGGAGAACAUCAAGUACUUGAAGCGGGACUACGUGCUCAAGCACAUCCGGAGCUUGAUCCAAGCCAACCCCGAGGUGACCAUGGACUGCAUCAUCCAGAUGACCCAGCACAUCACCCGUGCGCAGAAGGCCCAGGUCGCCCGUCUCCUCUCGACGGUGGAUAAUGACAGCCCAUCUUGA